AGUUACAAAGGAAGGUUGGUUAAAAUGCCCAUUCCGUCCUAUUCCUUUGCGUAGUGAAUAAAGGAAAGAAGAUUUCAUAAAUGCUUCGUAGACAAGGUUAUAGAAUGAGAUUUCUGCUGAUUUUUCUGAUCUUGGAUUUAUUGGCAAGCACAAGUGCUCAGAAGAUAGAUAUUCCUCCAGAACCUGCAUACAAAGGGCAUUUUCGAAACGACGGGGAACGAAUGAACAUUGCCAGAAAGGUAGCGCACUGGACCCCUAAAGAGAAGACUACUGCUUGGGAAGAAAGUGGCCUCUACCAAGGAGAUAUUAUGGAACUCGAUGACCAAGACAGUCGUAAUGGUGUGGAAGGUGAUGGCAAGCGGUGGCCAAAUGCCACAGUGCCCUAUUACAUCCAUAAGGAUUUCUUCAAUAAACACGAAAAAAAACGAAUUCUUUCAGCUAUGGAUGAAUUCCAUAAAAAUACUUGCAUCACGUUUCGUCCAUACAAUAAUCAUGACUCCACCUAUGUCGUAAUUAAAGGAGAAAACGGUGGUUGUUGGUCAUAUAUUGGAAGAGUUAGCGGCACUAAAAAACCAGGGCAACAGCUCAACUUACAAACACCGAACUGUGCGAAACGUGGAACUAUUGUACAUGAGUUGUUGCACGCACUCGGAUUCUACCACCAACACAGUUCAACCGAUCGAGAUCGUUACGUUAAAAUUCUAUGGCAAAAUAUUAAACCAGGAAAGGAGUCAGAUUUUCAGAAAAAGCUUUCAAAAGAUUUCAAUGUUGGCUAUGACUACGACAGCAUAAUGCAUUACAGUGCUUAUGCAAAUUCUAAAAAUAAGAAGCCUACAAUUCUUCCCAAGAAUAAUAAAGCCAGCAUUGGACAAAGAAUAAAAUUAAGUAAGAAAGAUAUUAUGAAACUUUCAACCAUGUACCGCUGUAAAAAAGUAAAUGGCAAGUGGAAAUUCUACUAGAGAUCAUCCUGUGAAUAUUGUUACAUUCCAAAUGUAAAUUGUAAUUUAAUAUAACACUCAAAACACACCGGAAAGUAGAGUAAUUCGUUUUUUAAAUAUGUUCACAAAGAGUCUUGUAAAUUAAAUUGAAAUAAAAA
Molecule: messenger RNA, 1096 nt
Organism: Gryllus bimaculatus (two-spotted cricket)
Lineage: Eukaryota; Metazoa; Arthropoda; Insecta; Orthoptera; Gryllidae
Source: the annotation of a GenBank genome assembly